Pristis pectinata (smalltooth sawfish) is the source of this 4117-nucleotide messenger RNA. It is a transcript of the gene nek2, whose product is annotated as NIMA-related kinase 2. The coding region runs from base 855 to 2204 and encodes 449 amino acids. Gene Ontology annotation, molecular function: ATP binding; protein kinase activity. Gene Ontology annotation, biological process: protein phosphorylation. The record is from RefSeq and is a predicted model, not a curated record. The transcript is spliced from 9 exons. NCBI's taxonomy places the organism in Eukaryota, Metazoa, Chordata, Chondrichthyes, Rhinopristiformes, Pristidae.
CAACCUGAGUUCAAUUCCGGCCACUGUCUGUAAGGAGUUUGUAUGUUCUCCCCGUGUCUGCGUGGGUUUCCUCCGGGUACUCUGGUUUCUCCCACGUUCCAAAGACGGUAUGGGUUAGGGAGUUGUGGGCAUGCUAUGUUGGCACCGGAAGCGUGGCGACACUUGCGGGCUGCCCUCAGAAUAUUCCAUGCAAAAAAGAUGCAUUUCACUGUGUGUUUCGAUGUACAUGUGACUAACAAAGAAAUUUUAUAAAAAUUGUGUUUUUUAAAUUCAUUAUUCCAAUAACUCAUCCGCUAUGGCCAAAACUAUUAUAAAAUUGGCUACAGUAUAAAAAUAAAGAAAGGGGCGUUGAUGAGCAUGUGUGAGAGAGAACAUGUUGCAGGGAGUACGGAAGAAGGAGAGGGCGAAUAGGGUCGAUGAGCUCGAUGUCCUCCUCCUGCGUGACAUUAUUUUUGGCGACCCACAGUUAGGCAUUGAGUUUCAAAGUAUGAUUUUGGAGAUUGAAUCGCCCAGUCUCCAACAACAAACUAAACAUUGCAGUUUCAAAACCUCCGUAACCGAAGCAAGUUAGGAAAUGCGAAGCCAGCGCUGAGCGCAGGUCGGUUUUAAAUUUCGCGGGCUGCUCCCGCGCCGCGAGCCGCUGCUCAGCGACCGGCUGGUUGUUAUUCUACCAGCCAAUCAAAAACCGAGAAGCCGAAGACUGCCGACCAAUCGGAGAGGAGCUGCGGAAGAACGCCUGGUUUCAAAGCUUGGUCCGUGGGUUCGGGACCCGGGGACGGGCGCAGUCUUGCUGUUGGUGUCUGGAGCGGCGACUUUAAUGCCCACGCCUGUGCACUCGCUGGGGUGGGGAAAAAAUGCCGUCUCGCCUGGAAGAUUACGAGCUGAUGGAGAGCAUUGGCUCCGGCUCCUACGGCAGAUGCCAGAAGAUCAGGAGGAAGUCGGACGGUAAGGUCCUAGUUUGGAAAGAGAUGGAUUACGGAUCAAUGUCUGAGGCAGAGAAACAGAUGCUAGUAUCGGAAGUGAACUUGCUUCGUGAGCUUAAGCAUCCAAACAUUGUUCGAUAUUAUGACCGUAUUAUUGACAGAACAAAUACAACAUUGUACAUUGUAAUGGAGUUCUGUGAAGGAGGAGACCUGGCCAGUCUGAUUAGCAAGUGCAUACGGGAAAGGCGUUAUUUAGAAGAAAAUUUUGCCUUGCGUGUGCUUGCUCAGAUAGCUCUGGCCUUGCGAGAAUGUCACAGACGCUCAGAAAGUGGUCGCACAGUGCUACAUCGAGAUCUCAAACCCGCCAAUGUCUUUCUUGACUUACACCAUAAUGUCAAACUAGGUGAUUUUGGUUUGGCUAGGAUUUUGCAACAUGACACUAGUUUUGCCAAAACGUUUGUUGGCACGCCAUAUUAUAUGUCUCCAGAACAAUUUAAUCAUAUGUCCUACAAUGAGAAAUCUGACAUAUGGUCUUUGGGAUGUUUGCUGUAUGAACUUUGUGCACUUACCCCACCUUUCACUGCAUUUAAUCAAAAGGAAUUAGCAGAGAAAAUAAGGGAAGGCAAGUUUAGAAGAAUCCCAUUUCGCUAUUCAGAUGAACUCAAUGAUCUCCUUGGCAGAAUGCUAAAUCUUAAGGAUUAUUUGAGGCCUUCUGUGGAUGAACUAAUGCAGCAUUUCUUAAUUGCAAAUUUGGUGGCUGAAGAACAGCGCAAAAUUUCAGCUGAAAGGAGAGGGAGUAAAUCUCUGGAGAAUGAUCACUUCCAGGACAGUAACCCACUGAUGGCUGAGUUGAAACUUAAAGAGGAUCAGCUCCACAACAGGGAGAAGGCCUUGAAAGAAAGAGAAGAGCUUCUUGAACAACGUGAACGAGAGCUUUGCAUCCGAGAGAGACUGGUAGAGGAAAAAUUUUCUAGAGCAGAGAGCUUAAUAAAGAACUACGCCUUCAUGAAGCAACAGCAAAAAUUGAAGAUACCUGUUGGUAGAUUAGAUGAUUACAUGGACAUAGAAUCCUCUCCAGGGAAGAAGAAAGUUCAUUUUGCAGGAGAAAGUAAAGAGAACAUUCACUUUAAGGAAACUGAUGCAACAAAACAACUUCUGAAUAAACCAAAGAACUUGGAUCUGAAGAAAAGAUUGCAAGCUGCCAACCUCCGAGCCAGAGCAUUAUGUGAAAUGGAAAAAAAUUACCAGCUAAAAAGCAGACAACUUUUGGGGAUGCGCUAACUCAUUUUUAUCAUUGACAAUUAAAAAAGAAAUUAGAUUCUUUAAAGCUGUCAAGUCCAUGAUGAGCCUAACUAUCUUUUAGAUUAUGAAGGUGAACUGCACACUUCUGAUAAAUGGACAUUUAGGCUUUUAGUCCUACACUCAAAAAUGAAAAUAAACAUCUUGCUAUCAGUGCAAGAAAGAUCGACCAUUUGCUUUAUCCAGCACCAUGGUUCGCCUUGCCUUGUGACAUGCUCGUUUCCCUCUGAUUUCCCCACUAUACAAUUAUUCUGCACACUUUUGGAACUUUGCUUUUGAACCUCUUGUAGCAUAAACCACCAGCUAUGGUGUGAGAUGGUUAUCACAUGUUAUUUCCUUUAAGUAUUUGCACUAGCAUUGCUGUUACUUUUUUAUGAGAUCAGAUUAGUUGUAAAUUAUUUUCAGAAAGUUUAGUUGGGAGCAAGUAGUUUUGUUUUUACCUUGUAUAUCUUUGUAAGGAUUAAUUUUCCUUCUAUGUAUAAACUGUUUGAUUUCCAAAUUGCACAGUUUGUGUUCCUAUAUUGAAACAUUGGUAUCUAUAAUCUAAGACAGUAGUUCAACUUUGGGGCAGGAAGCUAAUAUGUAAUCAACUCCUUUCUAGUGAAAAUAUUUGGUCUGGGUGUGUAACACACAGCACAUUUAAUAUGACCACUUUUAUUUACCCAACAAAGUUAAGUUGUGCACUUUUUUGGUAAUGAUAAGCUGGUAACUGUUUUUCCUUUCAUUGCUACAACAGCUUAAACUUCUAAGAACAGAGGCAGGAGUAGUCCAAGCCUGUUCUUCCAUUUAAUAAAAUUAUGGUUGACCCAAUAUUGUCCUCAACAUCACUUCCCCACAUUCUAACUUCAUGCCCAUUGACUCCCUGGUGUCUGUCAGUAUCCUUUUGGGAUAUAUUCAAUGAUUCUCCCUCCACAGCUCUCAGAGGAAGUUAAUUCCAAAGAAUUGCAACAAGCUGAGAGAAGAAAACUCCAUCUUGUCUCCAUUUGAAAUGGUUGACAUUUCCCCUACUUCUAGCUACUCAACAAUAGAAAACAUUCUCUCAGCAUCCACCCAGUAAACCUCCCCUUGAAUCUAGCAUGUUAUAAUACGAUCAGCUUUUUUUCCCCUUAUCCAAUGAGUAUAGGCUGAGUCUUUCUUCCUUUAUCAACCUCUUUGUCUCAGGGAUCAAUGUAAACCUCUGCAUUGUUUUCAAUGCAAAUGCAUCCUUUCUUAAAUAUGAAGAUCAAAAUUCCUGGUACAUUCUCACCAGUGAUCUACACUGUGGCAUCAAACUUCCUUUUAUACUCCAUAUCCUUUGCAAUAAAGGCCAACAUUCCAUUAGCCUUUGCAAUCACUUGCUAUACCUGCACACUUAAAUUUUUACAUGAAUGAUAAAAUUCCUUUGUACUGCAACAUUAUAUAGUCUCACCCUACUUAGUUUUUUUUAUUCUUCAAAAAUGGAUGACCUUAUUUCUAUUUAAAUAGUUUGUACAAGACCACAAUUGGUGUUUUUAAUCCAACCAUGUUUAAAUCAAGUUCUAUACAUACAAGAAAUUGAUUUUAAUCUUCAACUUUUUCCCACAUUUCAAACAAAAGUGCCAUUAUGUUGCAUAUGGCAUUCUUAUUGUUGAAGCUAUCUAAUUCAUGCUUGUAUUUCUUGUUUGUUCUGCUUGAAUUGCAUGUUCUUGUGGUUUUUAAAAUUUUAUUUGAUCAAUCUUCACUUCUCCAAGCUUUAUUGUUAUCAGAAAAUGUACAUAUGAAAGUUAUUUUGAGGUUUUCCUGCACAUUUGCAGACACAAAUUUAGAUCUCUGAAGAAAAGUAAUUAUUUUAUUCGUGUUUCUUUAUUGAUUACAAUUAUUUUGUCGAUGCCCAAGGAAAAAAGAUGUUUAAAAUUUUUAUAAACUAUGCAGAGUUC